UUAAUUAACACGUUUAUGCGCACACUAAUCUACAGUACACCCAAGGAAGGGUACACGAUAAUCUUAAAUCCAUAUCCGACGAUUGAUUUGACUUUUUAUUUAUUUGUCAACGUGUCCAUGGACACUGAAUCAUCAUCAUCAGUAGUGGAGUUCCUUGGGAAGGUGCCACUGUUGCAUCGGUUAACUUCUUCUUCUCUGAAGAAAAUCGCCCAAGUCCUUGUCUUCAAGCGUUACGAGAGAGGAGAUUAUGUAGUUCGUAGAGAUGAUGAGGAGAUGGAGGGAGUCUAUUUUGUCUUGGAAGGACAGGCUCAGGUUCUUGGAUCUGUCGGAGAAGAGGAGAACUGCUCGGAGUUCCUCUUGAAACCAUUUGAUUUCUUUGGCCGUGGCAUUUUUGGGAAUGUUUACGCAGUCGAUGUUGUUGCUGUCACACAGCUCACCUGCCUACUCUUGACUUCUGAACAUUGUCAUUUGCUUGAGACAAAGGCAAUCUGUGAUUCAGAUAACGAACGCCCUCUCCUGGAACGCAUUUUGUAUAUGGAUCCAUUGGAUUUGAAUGUAUUCAGGGGCUUCACUCUACCCAAUGCUCCUGCCCUUGGAAAGGUCUUCGGUGGGCAAUUUGUUGCACAGGCACUUGCCGCAUCCUCAAAAACUGUUGAAUUUUUGAAGAUAGUCCAUAGUUUACAUGCCUGUUUCCUUCUUGCUGGAGAUAUUAAUAUUCCCAUCAUAUAUGAAGUUAGCCGCUUACGCGAUGGCAACAACUUCUCCACCCGAAGAGUAGAUGCAAGACAGAAAGGAAAAACCAUGUUCACCUUGUUCGCAUCAUUUCAGAGAGAGCAACAAGGUUUUGAUCACCAGGAGUCGAACAUGCCUCAUAUGCUACCUCCUGAAACGCUUGUGUCAAGGGAUGAAAUGCUUCAACGGCGUAUGACUGACCAUCUGCUACCUAGGUAUUACCGAAAAAAAGUUGCAACCCAGUACACUGCCCCAUUGCCUAUAGAUAUUCGAUUUUGUGAGCCAAAUUAUUCUACAGAACAGACAAAGAAGUCUCCUUCAAGAUUGAAAUAUUGGUUUAGGGCAAGAGGAGAACUUUCUGAAGACCAGGCUUUGCACCGAUGUGUGGUUGCAUUUGCUUCAGAUUUGAUGUACGCCUUUAUCAGUUCAGACCCUCACCGUAAAAAGGGCAUGAGUGCAGUUCCUGUUAGCCUUGACCAUUCGAUGUGGUUCCACCGACCACUAAGAGCUGAUGACUGGCUCCUCUUUGUGAUGGUGAAUCUAACAGCAUCCCAGAGCCGUGGUUUAGCAACUGGGGAAAUGUUCAACAGAAAGGGAGAGCUGGUGGUAUCGUUGAAGCAAGAAGCUUUGCUCAAAGAAACUGUGACUAGUAAACCCAUCUUGGACGCCAAGCUCUGAGUGAUAAUAGAAGCACCACCAGUAGGUACAUAAUUUUAAUGAUUGUUUCCCCUCCAGAAAGGUUAUUCUAUAUUAAGACUGGUGUUUUGGUCCACAAAUAUUUUUUUUGUUGACGGUUUAAAUUCAUUUGGAGCAGUGGAAAUAUAAGUUUAAUAAGAAA
Raphanus sativus (radish) is the source of this 1570-nucleotide messenger RNA. RefSeq names its product acyl-CoA hydrolase 1. Bases 16 to 1410 code for a protein of 464 amino acids. Gene Ontology annotation, molecular function: fatty acyl-CoA hydrolase activity. Lineage: Eukaryota; Viridiplantae; Streptophyta; Magnoliopsida; Brassicales; Brassicaceae. Gene Ontology annotation, biological process: fatty acid catabolic process; acyl-CoA metabolic process. The transcript has 17 exons. The record is from RefSeq and is a predicted model, not a curated record.